AUGGCGCCGGUGGAUCCGCACUCCUACACCGACGGCGCGCACCCGGUGACCUCCCACGCCGCGCUCGCCUUCUACCUCGACUUCGCCGCCUCCACCAUCCACGCCUCCGCGCUCGUCACCCUCUCCGCGCCGCACACCGGGGACCUGCUCCUCGACACGCGCGCCCUCGCCGUCCACUCCGCCGCCACCGCCUCCCCCGACUCCCCCGCCCCCAUCCCCUUCUCCCUCGCCGCCGACGACGACCCGGUCCUGGGCACAGCGCUCACGCUCACCCUGCCCCCCGACACCGCCUCCUUCCUCCUCACCUUCUCCACCUCCCCGGCCGCCUCCGCGCUGCAGUGGCUCGCCCCGCCGCAGACCGCCUCGGGCCUCCCCUUCGUCUUCUCCCAGUGCCAGUCCAUCCACGCCCGCUCCGUCUUCCCCUGCCACGACACCCCCGCCGCGCGCAUCACCUACUCGCUCCUCCUCAACGUCCCCGCGCAGCUCUCCGCCGUCGCCGCCGCGCGCCACGUCGCCCGCCGCGACCCCGUCCCCUCCGACCACAGCGGCGCCUGCGACGACGCGCUAUGGUGCGCCCCCGGCCGAAUCGUCGAGGAGUUCGAGAUGGCGCAGUGCGUGCCGCCUUACCUCUUCGCCUUCGCCGCCGGCGGGAUCGGCUCCCGGGACCUCGGCCCCCGGACGCGGGUCUACGCCGAGGGCGGGGACACGCUCCUCGACGACGCCGCCCGGGAGUUCGCCGGGGUCGAGGACAUGGUCAAGGUCGGGGAGUCGCUCUUUGGGCCCUAUGAGUGGGAGAGAUUCGAUCUGCUGGUGCUGCCGCCCAGUUUCCCCUACGGCGGCAUGGAGAACCCCAGGAUGGUGUUCCUCACGCCCACGGUGAUCAAAGGGGACGCUGCAGGGGCGCAGGUGGUGGCCCAUGAGCUCGCACAUAGCUGGACUGGAAACCUCAUCACCAACAAAACCAACGAGGACUUCUGGCUAAAUGAGGGUUUCACAACAUAUGCUGAGAGGAGGAUUGUCGAGGUGGUUCAAGGUGAGGAGCGGGCGGCCUUAAACAGCGGAAUUGGAUGGAGAGGGUUGAACAGAAUGAUGGAGAGGUUUAAGGAUAACAUGGAGUUUACCAAACUGAAGCCGAAGAUGGCUGGGAUUGAUCCUGAUGAUGUUUACUCAGAAGUGCCCUAUGAGAAAGGCUUCCAGUUCCUUUGGCGCAUCGAACGCCAGAUUGGCCGACCUGCAUUCGAUGAAUUCCUCAAGAAGUAUAUUGCCAACUUCAAGUUCCAAUCAAUAGAUACAGAGACAUUUCUUGAAUUCCUGAAAGCCAAUGUACCUGGGAUUGAAAAUCAAGUUGACCUUCAUGAGUGGAUCAACGGUACUGGUCUCCCUCCGGAUGCCAUGGAGCCAGAAUCAGCUACCUAUAAGAAGAUUUGUGUCUUAGCUGCAGAGUUUAAGUCUGGAAAAAUUCCAAGUGAAGAGGAGGUGGCAGACUGGAGUGGACAAGAAUGGGAGCUUUACUUGGAAAAUUUACCCACGGAUGUUGAAGCAUCACAGGUUACUGCUCUUGAUGAACGGUACAAGCUGUCAGAAAGCCGUGACUACGAGGUCAAAGUCGCAUUCCUCCAGCUAGCGAUCCCCACGGGCUGCAGGUGUUACUUCAAUGAGGUGGAGAAAUGCUUGAAGCAGGUGGGAAGGAUGAAGUACCUGCGCCCGCUCUACAGCUCGCUGGCACGGUGCUCAGGGGAGGAGGAGAAGAUGCUGGCCAAGAGGAUCUUCUCGGAGGCCCAAGAGUUCUACCACCCGAUAGCCCGCGGUGUCGCAGAGAGCAUCCUUUUGAAGCAUGGCUAGUUGAGUUGAAGCCACAUUUUACCGAGCCUGAAGUAGAGAGAACGGUCUGUGAUGCCUAUUGACUGUUUGCUCGCUCAUUUCUUCCGCAUAAAUUUAUCUCUCCUGGAGCUGACCUUGGAAAAAAAAACUCUGAACUUCCUUCGGUAAUGUCUUAUGUGAGACUGCAUGUGCAUAAUUUAUUCUGACCCUGUAAGGAACUGGAAACUCUGCCUCUUGAUAACAUUAUCCUGUGGUGAUACUGUUAUGAGCUCUUAAUGGUCAUCGUCUUUUAAGUCAAA
Molecule: messenger RNA, 2120 nt
Organism: Triticum dicoccoides
Lineage: Eukaryota; Viridiplantae; Streptophyta; Magnoliopsida; Poales; Poaceae
Product: peptidase M1 family protein
Exons: 4
Coding region: 1-1842 (613 amino acids)
Biological process (GO): proteolysis
Cellular component (GO): cytosol
Molecular function (GO): metallopeptidase activity; zinc ion binding
Source: RefSeq, a predicted model, not a curated record